Messenger RNA from Aplysia californica (California sea hare), 657 nucleotides. Its product is annotated as collagen alpha-1(XII) chain. The record is from RefSeq and is a predicted model, not a curated record. NCBI's taxonomy places the organism in Eukaryota, Metazoa, Mollusca, Gastropoda, Aplysiida, Aplysiidae.
ACAACUCAAACUGACAUAAUAUAGUCACUGCAGUAGACUCAGCACUUAAACAUAGCUAGCUGAUGACUCUACAAAUACACCCCUGAUAGAAUAUCAUAUUUCGUCUCGUCUCCAGACUUUCUGCGCUCGGGGCAAUUGAUAAGAUCCCAUACCUAGGGGGCGGCACCAGGACAGGAAAAGCCAUCCAAUACAUGAGGGAACAGAUGUUCUCAGCCACCAUGGGCGCGCGAUCUGGUGUGCCGAGGAUCGGCAUCGUCAUUACAGACGGCAAAUCUCCGAACAUCCAGAACACAAAGACUCAGGCUGAUGCGGCGCGGGGAGCUGGGAUUGAGAUGCUGGCAGUUGGUAUCGGGUCAAGCGUGGACAAGACCGAGUUGGACGCCAUUGCUGGCAACCCGAAUCAUGUUUACCAGGUCAGUGGAUUUGACGGUUUGAAUACACUGGUCGACCCCAUCCUCACGGGAACUUGCGAUGCCACUGGGACCAUGGCCCCUCCCACAGCCGCCAGCGGUGCUUCGAACCUGACAGAGACAUGCGUGGACACCAUCAAGAACUGUGACGGUUACGUAAGGGCCUACGCCAGUGCCGGAGGUUACUGUAACACGUACAAGACCCAGGCCCAGCAACAGUGUCCUUUUACUUGUGGCUUCUGCACCA